Molecule: messenger RNA, 1608 nt
Organism: Culex quinquefasciatus (southern house mosquito)
Lineage: Eukaryota; Metazoa; Arthropoda; Insecta; Diptera; Culicidae
Product: cell wall protein DAN4
Exons: 4
Coding region: 241-1326 (361 amino acids)
Source: RefSeq, a predicted model, not a curated record
UGAUCGAUCGUUCGCGCGGCUGGUCGUGUUUGUCGUGCGCCCGUACUCGUAGGCUCGUAGGACCUAAAGGAUCGUGAUCGUCGUGCUUCUUUUGUGUUCAGCCUGUUGAAGGUUUCUGAUCGGAUCGGAUCGGUGGGUUCGUUCGCGCGCGCGUGCUUGUUUCGCUAGGGAGCUGUUCCCUUCCCCGCAGGUUUUGGCGGUGUGCAUUGCAGUGUGUGACUAAGAAAUAGUUUUGAGAACAUGAACCCCACGUUGGCUAUCUGUUGCUGCGUGCUAGCAUCCCUGCUGGUAACAUCCGCAGUUGGCCAGCCGCAGCAGCCCGAAGAUGGUCUGAGGUCACUGUUGCUGCGGCGGGGACGCCAGGGACACAAAGUCUACAAGCACGAGGACCAAAGCCGUCCCGGAGUACCGGUAGCAAACGCGAUCACCGAGCCCAAGUCGGCCGCAGACAAGUCCACUACAACUACCGAGGACCCGUCAACCUCGGCCUCCUCAGCCACCCCGGCCGUUCAACCUUCGUUCACCAAAAAGGGACUGCACCCGCUGUUGGCGCGUAAAAAGUUCCAACUGUCCUCGAAGGAGCACAAGGCCAAGGCUACCGCCGAAGCCGAAGCCGGAAGCACUACCGCCGCCGCAACCUCCGCAGCGGAUUCUUCCGCCGAUUCGUCUUCCUCCUCGGAUGUCUCGCCCACCUCCCCCUCGGGAACCACCCGCCGAACGAGGCCAACCCGUCCCCUGGGAGGACGCGUUACGGGCAGCAGGGCACCGACCUCUCCGCGCACCCCUAGAACCACCACCAAGCGGACCACCAGCACCACGGAAGCGUCCACCACCACGGUGCGAUCGACCCGGGCACGCCGGGGACGUCCAACGCGGCCUAACAAGUUCGGUACAACGGUGAAGGUGGAACCUACCAGCACCAGUACCAGCACCACCACAACUACUACUACUACGACGACGACGACGACGCCAGCGCCAACAACUACCACGACUACGACAACAACCUCAACCACCACCCCAGUUCCUUCGACUAGCGUAAGCAGCAGCAGCAGUAGCACAAGUACCAGCACUUCAACCGUUAGCAGCGGCUCUUCAAGCUCAACGACAUCGACAUCGACCUCUGCCACGGAAGAGGGUUCAGCACAGUCGGUGUCCUCCAGCAGCAGCAGCAGCACCAGCACCAGUUCGGUUGCCCCGACGGAAGUAGCGCCGGCGCCCGUCUCGACGGAAGUUGCGGCCGCUCCAAAGUCCUUGGCACCUGCCACGCCCGCUCCGGUUCACGAGCGGCACCAGGAGCGCGAGGACGAUGAAGUCAUCUACGACUGAGCGGAGAAGCGGGCUAAAGUGGGAGGGAAAGUGAUUUUCUGGGAGUCUUUUUUUUUUUGAAUUUUUCUUUUAGAUGGAGAAACGCCGUUGCCUGCCAAAAGACGACACGAAACUACUAUUACUACUUGUGCCUUUUAAUUAAUUGUGAAUCAUAGAGAGAAAGAGAGAGGAUGUGACGACGAGUGAAGGACGGAGAACGGUCGAACCGGGGGGAUGGCAACCCUAUUCCGACCAAAGCAAACUGACAACAGUCGACAUUAGCACGGUUGUCAAAUGAGAGCC